CUAUGGUCUUACAAUUUUACCGUUUGCAACACCGGCGUCACAAAAAUCUUUCUUUUUCUUUUCGGCUAACCUGUCAUUACUGAACGUUGAGGCGGGUUUUAAAUCCUAGCCAUGGUGCGUAUGAAUGUAUUGAGUGAUGCCUUGAAAUCAAUUCACAAUGCCGAGCGAAGAGGCAAACGGCAAGUGCUCAUUCGGCCCUGCUCCAAAGUUAUUGUUAAAUUCCUCACUGUGAUGAUGAAGCACGGAUACAUCGGUGAAUUUGAAAUUGUCGAUGAUCACAGGGCUGGAAAAAUAGUAGUCAAUCUCACUGGCAGAUUAAACAAAUGUGGAGUAAUAUCACCGCGUUUUGAUGUACCUAUCAACGAUAUAGAAAGGUGGACUAACCUCCUUCCAUCCCGGCAGUUCGGAUACCUCGUCCUUACUACUAGUGGUGGUAUAAUGGACCAUGAAGAAGCCAGAAGGAAACAUCUGGGAGGAAAGAUCCUAGGCUUCUUUUUCUAAGUCCAGCACUAAGCCAAGGCGACAAGGAAUUGAUCUGAAAAUGGACCAUUUCAUGAAUAUGUUGAAAAAAAAAACUACUAUCCACUAACCAUUAAGAUACAACUACCAUUGAGAUUCAUGACAUUGAGUAUGUUCUUCUUGUAUAUUUCUCUUUGUAUAUUGACUAAAUUUUGAAUACUGAAUUAAAAAGAAACAGCAACCUAUGCAUACAUCUAGACUACCUGUGUAAAAUUUUAUCUUUAAAAUACAUUCAUUCAACCAAUGUAUCACAUUUGUAAAAACUAAGAUAAUAAAAAGUAAGAUUUACUAUCUUAAUUUUUUA
This is a messenger RNA of Papilio xuthus (Asian swallowtail), 823 nucleotides long. RefSeq names its product ribosomal protein S15A (gene RpS15A). Gene Ontology annotation, biological process: translation. Lineage: Eukaryota; Metazoa; Arthropoda; Insecta; Lepidoptera; Papilionidae. Gene Ontology annotation, cellular component: ribosome. The transcript has 4 exons. Gene Ontology annotation, molecular function: structural constituent of ribosome. The record is from RefSeq and is a predicted model, not a curated record. Bases 112 to 501 code for a protein of 129 amino acids.